This is a messenger RNA of Cladocopium goreaui, 869 nucleotides long. The record is from the annotation of a GenBank genome assembly. Lineage: Eukaryota; Dinophyceae; Suessiales; Symbiodiniaceae.
ACACGAGCACAUAUCAGAUUUGGUUUGGGAAAUUGCAAAAAAAGGCCACAAUCUGAGAUUUGCGCCAAAAACCAGCCGAGGCAUUUCCUUCAGCCCUUGGGAUAUCAACUGAUCCUUUGUGGCCAUAGUUUGGGUGCUGGCACGGCCUGUUGCCUCUCCAAGAUCUUGCAUGAUCGGUUAUUCUACACCAGACCUCAUAUGCUCCGAUGCUUUGCCUAUGCCACACCUCCCUGCUUAGAUAAAAACACGGCCUUGUCGAUGGUUCCUUACACAACAUCCGUAGUCCAUCAUGACGACUUUGUGACCCGGGCUUCUCUCUAUAACGCCAAGUUGAUGAGUACGAUUUGGAAGGAAGCGAAGCGCUUGAUGGACGAUGACGAAUUUGAGGAGUGUGACCCGUUGUCCGUAGUGCAUCGCUUGCAACGCAUCGUAAAGUUGGACCCCAAGGAUGAUUUGUUUGUGGCAGGCCGGGUGGUGUUCGUCUACAAGUUGGGAUACCCUCGGCGCAGGGAUCCCGUGCAGUACAAGGCCACUACCAAGGAUGGGACUCUGAGCCGACUUCGAUGCUUUUCCUUCUCCCGAACUUCCCUGACGGACCACAGUUGUUCCAGAUACAUUGCUGCGCUGGAACAGGUGGCCUCGCGCCUCAUCGGAACCACUGGCCGAAGUGCUGAAGAGUUCCAGCCAUGGGGCGAGGAUAAGCAAAUUGGGCCACAAGACGCUCCACAUUGCAACAUUUUUUUCGAGGACACACGUUUCUCGUCUCCGCAACCUCUUCCCUGCGGGCCCCCGGUGACUCCGGUGCUGCCCACGUUGUUGACAUCACGUCAACCACAGGGACUCCACGAUGGCAAGAGCCAGUGUUAAAA